This is a messenger RNA of Necator americanus (New World hookworm), 1104 nucleotides long. RefSeq lists its product as uncharacterized. The transcript has a single exon. The coding region runs from base 1 to 1104 and encodes 367 amino acids. The record is from RefSeq and is a predicted model, not a curated record. Lineage: Eukaryota; Metazoa; Nematoda; Chromadorea; Rhabditida; Ancylostomatidae.
AUGUCUUUAGUUUUCCAUAGAAAACCUACGGCCCAUAGCGCCAAAACUCUCAAGCUACUUCUGGAGAAAUUUUCACUCUACAAAGAAGAGUGCAACCCAAAUGGGUCCGAAGAGAAAAUGUUUGAGGCAUACUUGACCUCAACCAACCUUAUAAAAGGUAGUAUAAAAACUAUCGAACAGAGUAGGAACUCAUUGCAGUCACUGAUAGACAAACUGCAGAUGGAAUAUGAUGAUUCCAGAACAAAAGGCAACAAAAAGGAUCUCGAAAAAGAAGUCGGGGAAAUUGAAAGCGAAGCAAAAUCCACUGAUAUCAUGGCAAAAGCAAAUGAAAUGAUAUUUAUGCUAGAAGGAAGGGCCAGAGAAGCAGCAAAUCAAGUUGAUAAAUUUGCAAGGAAACUGGAAAUAAAAUUACACAGAAACCAACUAAUAGUAACGCAUCUUGAAGAUGCAAAUAAUCGAUCGCCACAAACGGUGGCGGGAAGUGCCAGAACGGCAACAGAUCAAAGUAGUGACGUAACCUUCAUCAUUUUGAUACUAGCAGAUAUGCGAUCGAAGAAGAGUAGAACUCUCAAACCAAGUCAAAUGAAACUUCCUAGGUUUUGGGGAGAUGAAGAAGAAUUUCCAGAAUUCUGGGCAGUCUCUGAAACACUGGUACAUCAGAAUAAAGUACUCAGUACAGUUGAGAAAAUGCUUCUUCUCAAAGAUAGUCUCCGAGGAAGGGCAGAGAUGUUUAUCAAAGGGAUACAACUAAUUCCUCAAAAUCAUAAAUGGAUGGUUGAAACUAUAAAGAAAAAAUAUGAUAACAAACCUAUAAACAUAGCAAAGAUCGUGCAGAAACAAAUUGAUCUUCCAUGUGCAAGGAAUAAUGUCAAGAAUUGCACAUAUAUUUCCGCCAAAAUAAGAAUGUUGAUUAACCAAAUGGUAUCGGUGGGCCAGGAUAUACCUUAUAAACAAGGUGCUGUGUGGACAGAAAGAAUACUGAAAAAGUUUCCGUACAAUAUUGCGAAAAAAUGUCCUUAUAUGUAUCCAAGAUGUGAAAGUAGAAAACGUUAUAGAGCAACUCGAAAGAGAUCAACGCUAGAAAGUUCGUCGAAUCAAGAUUAA